AUGGCACGAAAUAACAGAGAAAUAUUAACAGGGGGCAAGAAGUACAUCCAGAAAAAGAUAAAGAAGAAUGGUGUAGAAGAGGUUGUGUUUGACAAGGGGUCAAGAGUGGAGUAUUUGACUGGGUUUCAUAAGAGAAAAUUGCAGCGUCAGAAGAAGGCACAAGAAACCAUAAAAGAACAAGAAAGGUUGGCACGGAUAGAGGAGCGGAGAAAGAUUCGAGAAGAGCGCCAGAAAGAUAUGGAGAAACAGUUGGCCGAGCUCAAGGAAAAUGCAAAGAUUAUUGGCGCUGGAGGCUAUGAGCUGGAAGAGGAGAUGGGUGCAAAUGAGCAGGAUGAUGAAGAUUGGCAAGGAUUUGAUGACAAGAAGGAAGAAGAAGAAGCUCAAGAUGAGGAUAAAGACAAGGGCAUUCUCAAACGCAAAGAAGUUUACAAACUUGAUGAAGAUAUUCGUCUGGAUUUACCAGCCGUGGUUGAUGAAGAAACCACCGUUGUCGUCGAGUCGCUUGAAAACCCAGCAAUCACCCGUAUACAAAACACCAACCUCGAGGCGUUAGCCAAGGCCAACAAUGUCAAUCUCGAGAAGUCAGAUGAGAUUCUUGAAGAGUCCAUCACCAGAGCCAAAAAUUAUGCCGUUUUGGCAGGAGUAACCAAGCCUCCAGUCAAGGAAAAACAAAAGAAAAAGAAGUUUAGGUAUUUGUCCAAAGCAGAAAGAAGGGAGAACAACCGUAAGGCAAAGGACAAGAAGAGAGACAGAAAGUGA
Molecule: messenger RNA, 759 nt
Organism: Meyerozyma guilliermondii ATCC 6260
Lineage: Eukaryota; Fungi; Ascomycota; Pichiomycetes; Serinales; Debaryomycetaceae
Exons: 1
Coding region: 1-759 (252 amino acids)
Cellular component (GO): nucleolus
Molecular function (GO): RNA binding
Source: RefSeq, a predicted model, not a curated record